CUUCUCGCGUUCUUUUUUUUUUCUAUUCUUUAAUUAUGGCUACUAUCCCUAUCUUAGCUACUACCUUUGAACUUGACCAAAAAGAACAUUCACAAGUCCUUCUUGAAUUGGAGUCAUUAUGUCGUCUUUAUUCUCUAUCUCCUGAAGAUCUAAAGUUCAAAUGGGAAGCUUUCUCUUUUAAUAAAAAGAAUGCACAAGUACCUACUGUUGAUCUUGUAAGGCAACUUAAAUCGACCAUACAACAUAAAUUCGAACAAACCUUACAACAACAACCUUCUCAAUCACAACGUUCCCGACCAUCUAUGAAACAACAGCAACCCGCACUCAAUUUUUCUGAAUAUAUGGACGUGGAUGCAGCACAAGAUCCAGUGGAUGAUUUUCUCUCAAAAUUGACUAGUGGUGGUGGUACUGACAUAUACCCCAAGAAGAAUGUCCCAGGCACUCGUGGUGAUAACAAGAAUUUGGCCACUAUACCUUCUACUUUGGAUAUUGAACAGUCUCAACCAACAACUCGAUUUCUGGAUCGCUCACAAAUGAAUACGAUAGAAUCUCAAUAUAAUCCUCAGUUAUCUGUUCGUGAUAAAAAUGUUUCAGUAGCAAAAGCUACCAUUCAAUCUGUCCAACCACCCAUUCAGAAAUAUCGAUAUAUGUUUGAAAAGAUUAGAAAUAGAGCUGAAGUAUUGGAUGAUCGAAUCGAUUAUAUUGCGGGUGUGAUUAACGAAGCUUUUGGAUUGGAAGAUGGAUUUGGUAAUCCCAGUCGAAUGACUCAAGGCACCAUUACUGCUGUAGGACGAAUUUGUUGUGAUGCAGCUGAAGGGAAACUGAAUGACAAGUCAAUUUUAUUGGAAACAUCAAGAUCAUUAGGAAUGGGCAAACGAGUAAAGUUGGAUAUUAGUAAAGUGAAUGAAUAUUCUCUAUUCCCAGGACAAAUUAUUGCUGUGGAAGGAAAAAAUACAACUGGAAAAUCUUUUUCUGUAGACAAGAUUUUAAUGCCUCCUUUACCGGAUAGUAUCGAAAAACAAACUUCAACCAACGAAAUUACACAAGUCAUUGUAGCAGCUGGACCUUAUACUCUAGAUAGUGAUUUCUCCUUUAUGCCAUUGGAUGAUCUUCUAUCGGUGUGUCAAGAAGAACAAGCAGAUGUUGUCAUAUUGAUGGGACCUUUUAUUUCGACUGCACAUCCUUUGAUUGCAAAAGGUCAAGUGGAUCAAUUACCAGAAGACAUUUUCCGAACUCAAAUUGCCACCAAGCUCAACCAUUUUGCCCAAUCCAAUCCUGGGACUCAAAUACUGAUAAUGCCUCAUGCACAUGAUAUAUUUCAAGAAUGGCCUCUCUUUCCUCAACCUGGUUUAUCACUUUCGUCCCUUCAUGUGACAGCUUCCUCUAUACAAUCCAUCAGCAACCCUUCAAUCUUUGAAAUUAAUGGAUCUAUUUUUGCUAUUGGCAAUGUGGACAUUUUACGAAGUAUCGGCAUUCAAGAAAUCAACAAGAAUGUACCCAUAGAACGAUUGUUGAAUUUAUCAAGACAUGUAUUACAACAACAAAACUUUUAUCCAUUGUUUCCGGCAUCACCAGGAGAUUCUAUCGACGCAGAUCAAAUGGCUCAUCUUCAAUUAUCGACAAAACCUGACUUUUUGAUUCUACCUUCACAUUUACGACAAUUUGCAAAGUUACUUGAUGAUGAUGAUGUUCUAUGUAUCAACCCUGGUCAUCUUUGUAAAGGUCGUUCUAGUGGUACUUUUGCAAAAUUGAUUAUUCAUCCUUCUAUGGACGAAUCAAAAACAUCGGAUAGAACAAGAAUAGAUUUAGUUAGAUUAUGAUAUUGUUUGGUUUUUGAUGACAAUAAAAGAAAAU
Messenger RNA from Halteromyces radiatus, 1854 nucleotides. RefSeq names its product DNA polymerase alpha/epsilon subunit B-domain-containing protein. The coding region runs from base 36 to 1820 and encodes 594 amino acids. Gene Ontology annotation, biological process: DNA replication; DNA replication initiation. Gene Ontology annotation, cellular component: alpha DNA polymerase:primase complex. The transcript has 10 exons. Lineage: Eukaryota; Fungi; Mucoromycota; Mucoromycetes; Mucorales; Cunninghamellaceae. The record is from RefSeq and is a predicted model, not a curated record. Gene Ontology annotation, molecular function: DNA binding.